Molecule: messenger RNA, 657 nt
Organism: Panicum hallii
Lineage: Eukaryota; Viridiplantae; Streptophyta; Magnoliopsida; Poales; Poaceae
Product: translation initiation factor IF-2-like
Exons: 2
Coding region: 1-657 (218 amino acids)
Source: RefSeq, a predicted model, not a curated record
AUGACGGCGGAGGAGAAGAACACCGGCGAGCAUCGGGAAGGCCAAAUCGAAGCUCAAAGAAGUCAAGUGAAGGGUGGUGAGCUUCAUAGGGUCAAGGCGAAGCUAUGGGAGGGGCUGUCGUGGAUCGGGAAGGGCUGGGGUGGCGUCUGUGCCCGCGCCGCCACCAGCCGCUCGGGGCCGCUCGCCCGAGCCCGCUCCGCACCGCGCCGGCUCUGCAUCGCGCCCAAGCCCGCGCGCGUUCCUGCUCCACGCCGCCAGCACCCGCAUCCGCCCGGCGCCUGCUUCGCGCUUGCACCCGCGAGCCACGCGCCCUGCGUACUGCCGGCCCCGCCAACCGCGCGCUCAGCACUCCGCGCAUCGCCGGCGCCCACCUGCACGCCACCUGCCUCCGCCUGGACCGCGCCUCCUGCGCUCGCUCGGGCCCGUCGCUCCGCGCCUGCGCUGGCUCGCCCGGCCGCGGGCCGAGCCGCGCGCGCCGCCAAGGCUGCUCGCCAGCCGCGCGUCCCGCGCGCUCCUGCCCCCUGGGCCCGCCGCCUGGCGCCGCUCGCCUGCCUGCCGCGGCCGCCCUGGGCAGAGCGCCCCACUCCCUCCGAGCACCUGCCGUGGCUGCCUGAACCGGUGAAGGAGAGGGUAGAUGAGAGAGAGAGACGGGGAUAG